AUGCAGAGGCAAUGUGAAGCUCAUGUCAUUGCGUCUCCGCUGUCAGCAGAAAUCCAAUCCUUCAAUUCUCUGAUUCCUUCCACACUCCCGCCUAGGCUGGUGGCGUAUGCAAGGCAAUCGCGAGCGUACUUUGUCGGCCGCUCUCAAGAUGCUGCAGACCGCAUCAUCGCAGAGUGUAAGGCACUGAACCUGGAGGGAGAAUACAUCUUUAUCCAGGCCGACAUCCGCUUGAUCCGCGUCGUCGACAACGUGUGCGAGCAAAUCAAGUCAAAGAAAGGAGAGCGCACUGAACAUGUUGGUUCUCAGCGCGGGAAAACCUGUGAGAAAAUUCACGCGCUGCCGGCAUUAAUCUAUUACUCCCGGGGUACGCGCGAGGGACUUUUGGACUCAACGGAUUUCCCCGCUUUCGGACUCCCGCUCAAAGAACUUCGUGGACAUCUCGCCUCACCGGUAACCCUUGGCCUUGAGGCCAUAGCCAGGAUGACCCCCGAUGUUAGUUUUAUCCACGGCCAUCUAGGUUUAGUGGACACUCCAAUUUUUAGGCAUAUGCACGGCCAGCCUGGAAAACAGUCUCCAUUCGAGGUUUCUGUGGUGCCUAUCGAAGAGAGUGGCGAGCGGCAUUUGUACCUGGCCACAAGCUCACGGUUCCCGGCAAGGCAAGGCAAUUCUGCCUCUGUGCCGCUUCCAGAUGGAACUGAUAUGUCUAUUAGUACCACGGGGACAAUCGGGGGCGGCGUCUACUCCGUAGGGUCAGAUUGUGAGACUGGAUCUCCUGAUGUGAAGAAGCUGUUGGCUGAACUACGCGAUAAGGGGAUGAUUGAGGAGGUGUGGAAUCACACUGAGGAAGAGUUCAAACGGAUAUGUGGAUCACACUUGAACGCUCUAUUCCUGAUAAAUCGUUAUUUCGGGACACUAAUCUUUUGCCACUCUGGAGCUGGAUGCAAGGCAGACUUCAAUCAAGCACUGACCAACACUACCAAGGUUAUUGUUCAUGUCAACGCAGACAAUGUGCACGUAACGCAAUCUAGAUUGCCCGAGGUAUGCUCCGAGAUUGCUAUUGAUGAGUUUAACACGAUUAUUCAGGGUAUCAGCUUCUUCUCUGAUCUCCAAACAUCGAGGGUACAAGGAAAUAUUGGAUGGCCAGAACAACGCCGUUUCGGAGUAAUCUGGCCCAUUAACUGUGAGGUGCUCGUUGGAGCCAUAGAUUUUGGCUCUAAAAUGUUUUUGCAUCUUGUUCUUCCACUUGUAUAUUUCCAAAAAGUCCUCCGUUUAGGCGGAUGGUUUUUUCGAAGUACGGAGUACCCGGAUACCGAAAACCUUACCGUACAUUUCAUGCACCCCUCCCCGCAAAAUAACAAGACUGACAGUGUGAACAUUGUAACCGACUCCGUGGGCUACUCAUUAUUCAUGUUCAAUCCGAACUCUUGUUCGUCAGGAGCAGCAGUCCCUCAACAUUACACUUGAAAUGGCCACAAAAAGGUUCGAAACACAGGCCCCCUCUGCUCGAGAAAUCCCUCCAUCUUACCGCUAGAUCAACCACCCAAAUCCGAGGUGGCUGUGCAGGGCUAGAUUCGCAGUGAUUGAUGUGUGUGGUGGUACCGUACGCUAGUCUAAAUUAGACUUAGGUGGGUCCCUGCCAAGGCGUAGGGCUGACCAAACCCUGGAGCCACGCUUUCGCUCGCCAAACCAGCCAAUCAGCAAAACCUUGUUUCAACCGCAGAUUCCGACAUCGAGGGCUGACGAUAAAGCUACAGCUAGGGCCAAUUCCUGAAAUAGCGCGCUGAUGCGUGAUGCGUGAUGCGAACAGACAUCUUGUGCGACUGGAUUUGUAGGGCUGAAGUGCCUUCCCUUUCAGGAGAAUUCUCUAUCGCAUACCUCAACAUAUCCUUGUAUCACAAAUACACCACCUGACUCCUUCCAGCGGAGGAAGAUCGAGUGCUACGCUAGCUGCUCCUCCUGUCGUAAUCUUGAAGUGGCAAACUGCAUGAGGGAGUACAUAGUGGUGAUCUCACUUGCAUGGAGGAGGAUCCAGACGUUACCAGUCUUCUUUACUAUUUCAUUUCUCUCCAAAGCUGUUUUGUGCCUUGUCCCCUGUCCCUGAUGCGGAGUGACUUCCUUGCGGAGCUAAUAUUAAUGAUGGGAAUCGAAUGACAAGCAGGAUAUACAGGGUUGCUCAAAUCAGCCCCCAGAAUAUUCCGAGCAUUUCACGAUAAUCUGCAUUGCUAGAGGGGAGGUGUAUGUUUGCCACCCCUUCAUUCUGUCAGGUUAACGUCUGUUAGUUAAAUGGAGAUCUUGAGGCUUCAGCGCACAGCUCCGCCGACGGCGGGGAUGCAUGGGUCCGUCGGUUUUCUCUACCGAGGUUAUUUUGUAUAAUUUUAUUCUGUUUCUAUAUGAAAAUAAUGAAAAAUGCAUUCCAGUUUCUCCGGCUUCUCUGCUUUGGCCGUGGGGUCUCUCUAAGUAUUUCUACUAGAUUGAGUGAACGGACGGAAACAAAAUCUGUCAGA
Messenger RNA from Blastomyces dermatitidis ER-3, 2504 nucleotides. RefSeq lists its product as uncharacterized. Bases 1 to 1464 code for a protein of 487 amino acids. The record is from RefSeq and is a predicted model, not a curated record. Gene Ontology annotation, biological process: secondary metabolic process. The transcript is spliced from 8 exons. NCBI's taxonomy places the organism in Eukaryota, Fungi, Ascomycota, Eurotiomycetes, Onygenales, Ajellomycetaceae.